CGUUACUCAGUCAGUCAGUUGCGCUUGACACGCUGAGCCACACGGGCGUCUGUGGAGGCGGAAGUGCGGAAGAUGCGCCGUGAAAUUAGUGCGACGAUUGGUGUGGUUCACAACGUCUUUCCACGUAGUUUGCCACAGGACUUUAAUCGUCGAACCGGCCGUGAAGAAGAAAACUACAAACCUGAAUUUUGCUAACUUAACGAACUUGCGAGGUGACUCGAACCACUCGAGAAGUUGAACAGUUAUUUAAGUACCAAACGACUGUAUGUCAGCAGCUUAUCUGAAAGGUUAUAAAAACUGGAAAUCACGCGUCUAGAAGAUCAUUUAAUCCUUGGUAAAUACGAAGCGUCUUUGAAAAAAUAAGAUUCGUUCAACCUUGUCGAACACCGCGGUAACGAUUACGUAAAAUAUAGAUAUCUUGCAGGCUGGUUUGCUGAUGUUGUGUUCUCAAGAAAAUAUCCGGUUUCUUGUUAUUUUUUUAUAAUAAUCAAUAUUGUAAUAAAAUGAAAAAUAAUAGUUGUAUUGCGUGUGCCAAUGUAAUAGUGGAAAAAGUUGUGUGUCAGAAUUAGCUACGGUACCAACUUGUUUUUCGAUCGUUUGUCUUAGUCCAUCGGUAAUGAAAGUGCCGCAGAAUAUGGUUUUAAUUUUUUUUUAACAUACAGUAACAGGUGUAAUGUGUGUGUACUUGUGAAAAAUUUGAAAAAUUUUUGUGUCGGAAUUAACUACAUUAUCAACUUUGUUUUUCGAUCGUUUGUUUUACUCCGUCGGUAAUUAAAGUGCUGUAUAAUAUGUUUAUAAUUUUUUUGAACAUACAGUAAUAGGUUUAAUCAACUUCUGUGAUUCAUUUUGGCCACGGAAUUUUGCAGUUGCGAUUUAAAGAUGAGGGAUAAAUUCGCGUUCAGCAAUUCGGCGAUGUCGUCGGACGUGCUCGAAACCGUCUCAGCAAAUAUACCAUCAGAAACAUUUCCCGAUAAUCUUCCAAAGAAGCCUGAAGCGCGACUGGAAAUCGACAAUGAAACCCUGCCUCCUGAAAAUACAGCGGUGCAACAAAAAUGCGGAUGGUUUUGGCUGAGGCCGAACUGUCUGCAAAAGUUUCGCACAGCGAAAUGGGCACUUUUUUGGCUUUGUUGGGCCGGCGCAGUGCAAGGAAUGGUGGUUAACGGUUUCGUCAACGUUGUCAUCACAACGAUAGAGCGAAAAUUUGGGCUUAGGUCUUCUGAAACGGGGCUUAUAGCCGGUGGAUAUGACAUCGCCAGUUUUCUACUCCUUGUUCCUAUCACUUACCUCGGCGGACGAUCAAACGCCUCAAAGCCCAGGUAUAUUGGAAUCGGUGUCCUCGUUCUGAGUCUAGGUUGCUUGUUAUUCGCAUCGCCACAUUUCUUAGUCGGUACCUACAGAGCGGGUCGUCAAUAUGAGAAUCUCUGCCAACGAGUCACGAAUACUUCAGCGCUGCAAACGGCGGCAUGCGACAGUGCAUCCAAGGAAACCGACUUGGAAGCUCCGCGUGGUUUGUACCUGGCCAUCUUCUUGCUCGCUCAGCUGUUACACGGGGCUGGAGCUGCACCGCUUUUCACUCUUGGAGUGACGUACAUUGAUGAAAAUGUCUCGAAGAAAAUGUCUUCGGUUUACCUUGGUAUUUACUACACCAUGGCUAUACUCGGGCCAGCCUUGGGAUACGUCAUCGGAGGCGAAUUACUCCAAAUUUAUACCGACUUCCUCGUCGUCGACCCAGCCUCGGUGGGCAUGACACCGGAUAGUAACGUCUGGAUCGGUGCAUGGUGGAUCGGUUUCCUAGCAGCAGGAUUGAUAUCCUUGGUUAUAGCUAUUCCGCUGUUGGCUUUUCCGCCAAGUCUGCCAGGAUCAGAAGAGUUGGCAAAGGAACGAGUUUCCGAAGCGCACGUGUGUCAAUCUGAUACACCUUCAUCUGCGGGGACUGGUGGAGUGGAGGUUUUCACAAAACUUAAGGAGCUGCCUAAAGCUCUGACGGCUCUCCUUAAGAAUCCGGCAUUUUUUAUGCUAAACUUGGCUGGGGCAAGCGAAGGACUUCUCAUUGCCGGGUUCGCCGCCUUUCUACCCAAACUUAUUGAAAAUCAGUUCAGCGUCACUGCCAGUUCGGCGGCUUUGCUUAUGGGAUUAGUCACGGUCCCAGCUGGAGGUGGAGGUACCUUCCUUGGCGGUUACCUGGUGAAGCACUGGAACCUUCAGUGCGCUGGCAUCUUGAAGUUCUGUCUGAUCGCCACGGCGGGUUGCAUCGUUUUCACGAUGUGCUUCGCUCUGAGUUGUGCAAACCUAGAGUUUGCUGGAGUGACGGUGCCCUACCACAACACGGCUAGGAAGCCAUUGUCUCUGGAAAGCAGCUGCAACAUUGGAUGCGGAUGUUCGAAAUCAGAAUUUGACCCGCUUUGCGGUGCUGACGGAAUUACGUAUUAUUCGCCGUGCCAUGCCGGGUGCCACGAUGAAAUGCCGAUCAAUGACUUGAAAAUUUACAACAAUUGCAAUUGCAUCCACGGCCCGUCAGCGAAUCUCUCGAUAUACGGCGGUUCUGAGCACGUGACUUACGAGGCAAUAAACACAACGUGCCCUAGUGCUUGUGGCCAUCUGUGGCCCUUCGUGAUACUCGCCUUCUGCAACAUGUUUCUGACAUUCCUCUGCACUAUGCCUGCCCUGUCAUCGACGCUCAGAGUCGUCCACGACGAGGAACGGUCAUUUGCCCUGGGCAUACAGUGGAUCAAGGUUCGAGUCCUCGGAACCAUACCAGCCCCCAUGAUUUUCGGCACCCUGAUUGACGAGACUUGCAUCCUUUGGCAUGAGUCGUGCGAGGGCAGAGGGGCUUGCCUCGUUUACGACAAUCGGUACAUGAGUCGGUACAUGUUAGCUCUGGCGUUCAUAGGUAAAGCAGCAUCCCUUCUAUUUUUCUUUAUGGCAUGGUGGUUCUAUGUACCGCCAGGGGGAAGAAGAAUUACUACGGAAAAUAGACAGGAGACCGUUUCGACUGUGGCGCUGAGCGAACCGAUCGAAGUUGUGCAGCUAUCAAAUCAGAAAAUUUCGUCGGCUAUAGAAUCGUAAUGAUUAUAAUAUUGAAAAUGAUUUUAUACAAUAUUAGAAAUUCAUGAACAUUUGACCAAAAAACAGAUAUGUUAAGAAAUGAAAAUUUCAAUUCUUUUCAUACAUUUUAAAUCAUUUUAUAUAACUCCACUAUUAUAUAGGCAUAUUAUGUGUGUAAAUUAUUAUUAUUAUUGUUAGCGCAUGAUCUCCGGAAUGAUUCAUAACUCUAAAAUAGAAUUGUAGGUCGACAUAAUAUGUUGUUCAUUAUUGUGUGGAAAAUAACUAAUUAUUGAGUAUCUAUCUCGAAUGCACACACGUACUCACAACCUAUACAUAAGUAUCUAGUAUUAUAAUGUAUAAUGAUUUAUACUGUACGUAAACCGAUAAUUUUAUGAUACCUCCGACACAAAAAUCAAUGAAUGUCGAGCAAAGUAAAAUGUUUAUUGCUACUCGAAACAGAAACUUAUCUCACAGAGUUUUCCGUCGCAUUUCUUUACUUGAAAUAAAAAUUUCUGUUUACAUAUUGUAUAACCAGAACUGUCGGUACAAUCUGUCACCUAAGUGCUUGUGUCACCUAAAUGGUUACUUCAUGCCAAUAAUUAUUUAUACAGCGAAUACCAAGCAAAGGAUAUUGAAUAUACGUUAAAAAGUACGGUGCAGAUAAUUGAUGUGAACCUCGCUGGAAAGCCCUUUAAAUAAGUGAACUGGCAUUGCUAUAACUCCGUAAGUAUAAGAUAUUAUUGUUAAUGUAAUUUUUAAGAUGCUUUUGUUAACAUGAGAUUUUGUUCUACCUACAGCGGGAUAAUGUACAAAAGACACUAUCGACAAAUAAUUUUUACAAAAUCGUGACUGAUAACUGCCUCAAGAAUUUAGAAAACUACAAGUUUCAUUCUUCGAUUAGCGAAAUAAAAAAAAAUCGUAACAGUCCCAUUUCAUUGCAGCAAAUAAUUUUUUCUUUCAUCAUCGCAGGGAGAAUGAAUAUAAUAUGUAUCAUGUAUGUUGCCUCUAUUUCUUAUGUUUAAAAUACGCCUGAACAUUUCAAUUGAAUUUCUUCCUAAAUCGAACUGUGUAAUGACUGCUUGUGUUCACGACUUGAUGAAUGUUAAUCGUCGCUGACUAGUUAUAUAAAAUGAAUAGUACAGGGUUAUAUCUAUUGAUAAA
This is a messenger RNA of Neodiprion fabricii, 4206 nucleotides long. It is a transcript of the gene Oatp26F, whose product is annotated as solute carrier organic anion transporter family member 4A1. Gene Ontology annotation, molecular function: protein binding. The record is from RefSeq and is a predicted model, not a curated record. The transcript has 12 exons. Lineage: Eukaryota; Metazoa; Arthropoda; Insecta; Hymenoptera; Diprionidae. Bases 880 to 3066 code for a protein of 728 amino acids. Gene Ontology annotation, biological process: transmembrane transport; sodium-independent organic anion transport. Gene Ontology annotation, cellular component: membrane.